This is a messenger RNA of Peniophora sp. CBMAI 1063, 1014 nucleotides long. NCBI's taxonomy places the organism in Eukaryota, Fungi, Basidiomycota, Agaricomycetes, Russulales, Peniophoraceae. The record is from the annotation of a GenBank genome assembly.
AUGUCCGGUUGGAAAGCCCUCUACAAACAUCUGAACCGUCGGAUGAAGAAGCAUCGCGCGGAGAAGUACGGUCUGAUCUAUGAGGACGAGGACGAGAUCAACCUCAGUCUGCUUCACAAGGAGGAGCUUCCGGACGGCACGCGUUUGGCCCCCGCGACGGAGGAGGAGAUUGAGUUCUCGAGGAGGGAUGGUCUUGGUGGUGGGAUAGACUGGAAGAACUUCCGAAAGUACUUCACCCUUAAACACUGGACGCGUAAUAAGAUUGUUGGCCUCUUCAUUACGACAAGCAUUAUCACUCUUGUCGUACUCCUUCUCGUCUUCCAGGACUCAAUCGUCGAAUGGCUUGUGCCCUCUGGAGAAAAAUGGAAGAGUCUUCCAGGAGGGUGGACAAUCCCUAUCGCGAUCCUGAUCGUGCAAUCGUUCCCUCCACUCAUCGGGCACGACGUUGUGCAAAUCUUUGUAGGAGUUGUGUGGGGACUAUGGCCAGGUUUUGGUAUUGUGGCGGCUGGUACAGUCCUAGGAGAGAUCGCAGAGUUUUACGUCUUCCGGUUGUUCUGCGGCGCGCGCAUGGGCAAGAUGGAGAAGAAGAGUCUGGGGUGGGGAUUACUCGCCGAUGUGGCCCGCGACGGCGGAUUCGUCAUGGUUCUUAUCGCUCGCCUGAGCGUGCUUCCUCCGUCCUACACUACCAUCGUGUUUGCAUUGGCUGGCACCAACUUCUUCAAGUUCCUCGCGGCGCUUAUUCUCUCACUCGUUCUGCCAUUGUCAAACCUGUACCUCGGCGUGCUGGCAAGAGAGAACUCGGAUGGCGUAUCUACCAGCGGCGCCGCGAGCGGACUCACUAUCGCCGGAAGCGUCACCAUCAGUGUAGUAGCUAUGCUAUACAUCGACCACAAGGCUAACAAGCUGAAGCCCGCGUUUAUCACGCAACGCAGGAAAGAUAGGUUCGAUCCGUCUGCGGAGGGUCGGCUUGGAUCUCCGGCUGCAUCUAGCACGCCAUACGAUCCUCCGUCGUAA